CGGCUGGCCCCCGCAAGAAGAGAGCGACUCAAGUCAGCUACUUCCCCCAGCUGAACCGAUAGGCUAUCGCAAUCAAUUCAGAUGAGAUUUAACACUUCCCUGUGUAUUUAGCUGGUUUGACGCUCAUUCUCCGUCGGUCGUCCAAAAAUUAACAGCCCGAGAAAAUGUCAGAUCCUGUGGUGGCCGACACUCGCCGGUUGAAUUCCAAGCCCCAGGACCUGACGGAUGCUUACGGCCCCCCCAGCAAUUUUCUGGAAAUAGAUGUUUAUGAUCCACAAAUAAUCGGAGUCGGACGGGGCCGUUACACAACUUACGAAGUUCGCAUGAGGACAAACCUUCCCAUUUUCAAAUUGAAGGAUUCCUGUGUGCGGAGAAGAUACAGUGACUUUGAGUGGUUAAAGAAUGAGCUGGAAAGAGACAGUAAGAUUGUAGUACCACCUCUGCCAGGCAAAGCCCUGAAGAGACAGUUGCCAUUCCGUGGGGAUGAGGGCCUUUUUGAGGAGUCUUUCAUUGAGGAGCGGCGAUCGGGCCUGGAGCAGUUCAUCAACAGAAUUGCAGGUCACCCCUUGGCCCAGAACGAGCGCUGUCUUCACAUGUUUCUGCAAGAGGAAAGCAUUGACCGUAACUACAUUCCUGGAAAAGUAUGAAUGAAACAGUACAGACUGCUGCACCUGCCCCAUGUACAUUUAUUUCUACAUCACAUCAUUAUAAAGCUGAUGGGAAUGUCAGAACUGAUAAGUAUCAACGGUGUAGGAAAAACACAGCUAUUGCUCCUGGACAAAACUUAAGAGAUCCAAUGUAUAAAUUGUUUGAUGUCUCCAUUCAGUCAUUCCACAUACUGUUUGUACAUUAUUUCGAUUCAGUAAUCCGUGAAAAAGACGGAUUAGCCAUUUUAUCAUAGAUUCUUUUUUUUUUACAGUGAUUAUUAUGUUUUCUGAAUGUCUUUUUAAUUGAUUUGAUCAGUUUAAAAAAAAAAAAAAAAACUAAGAAAAGAGCAAUUUCCUGCUUUGAUUGGUGUUUUCUUUUGCAAGCGAAGAUGUGAUUUUGAUGACAACCUCCCAAAGUCGAGCAACAUGUAGCAACAUGAAAAAGACAGUGACACGUCAUUCCAGUCAGCAUAUUUCCCCCUGAGUUUUAAGCUCUUAUACAGGAUUGUUUCACGAUUACUUGUUUUAACUCUUCUGUCUUAGUUACAUCAUCAUGCCUACAUUUUGGCUGUGUGUGUUGUCAAAUCAGCUUUUGGGAAUGUUAAGUUAGGCAAAUAACCAUAUCUAAGCACUGUGACAAAAGGUUCAUUAUAUGAACAAUAUUUCAUUGUCUAAAGGCAUAAUCAGCAUCUGGUUUAUUGAUCUCUAAAACGAGGCUUAUUUUGUGCUUCUUUUCGGCUGUUUUAUUCUUUCUAUCAAUAUUAUUGUGAAGUGUAUUAAUACAUGCUAUCAUUGCAGUUCCACUAUGGGUGACGAGGAACUUCCUUGUUAAUUCUGUCCACCAAUUAAAUUUCCUGCUGCCUGCUG
This is a messenger RNA of Stegastes partitus (bicolor damselfish), 1514 nucleotides long. RefSeq names its product sorting nexin 12 (gene snx12). The coding region runs from base 165 to 647 and encodes 160 amino acids. Gene Ontology annotation, biological process: endocytic recycling; late endosome to Golgi transport. Lineage: Eukaryota; Metazoa; Chordata; Actinopteri; Pomacentridae. Gene Ontology annotation, molecular function: phosphatidylinositol-3-phosphate binding. Gene Ontology annotation, cellular component: early endosome membrane; retromer complex. The record is from RefSeq and is a predicted model, not a curated record. The transcript is spliced from 6 exons.